GAUUUGCAUGUUUGUAUGAUUUGUAUGUGUGGCGGGCUAGCGUCUCGCUUUCUCGCUAAUACUUCUAUCUGUAUUAUGAAGUUUGAAUAUGGCUUGUAAAAAUCUUUUUUUUUGUAACUCUGAAAUAAUGAUGUAUUUUUCCGGUUGGUAAAAUAAAUAUCAAAUUUUAAAGCUGCUAUAUAGAAGGUCAAGUAUCAAAUACUAUUUUAAACUAUCGUCAGUAAAUUACCAUUUAAUUCGAAUAAAAAUAUUUAAUUCGAUUUAAAACGAACAAUAUAAUUAGUUACAGGUAUGAUGAAAAGCGUAGUCCAGCGAAUAUCACGAAGCAUUAUGUGCCAAUUACAUCAUUUAAAAAUAAAGAAGCUCUGGCGAAAUUAAUGAAUGAUUUGAAAAAUACUCAUGACAGCCGUGGAAAUUACAAAUAUGCAACCAUUUUAAAUCAAGGGGAUUCAAUCAUAUCAAAAGAUUCAAAGCCAAAAACGGAAUUCAAGAAAAAAGAAGUUUUGUCUAAAGUAGUGAUGGACGCGGUGAAAAACGUUCAAAACAAGCUAGCAGGUAAAAGGUUUACCAGGACGAGAGUAGCUGUUACUGAAGAAGAAUCACCCGAAAUAAAGUCAAGUAAUAAGGAUGCACUGUCUAAAGUAGUGAUGGACGCGGUCAAAAACGUUCAAAACAAGCUAGCAGGUAAAAGGUUUGCUAGAACGAAAGUAGCUGUUACUGAAGAAGAAUCACCCGAAAUAAAGGCAGGUCAAAGGUUUGCCAGGACGAGGAAAGAGGUUACUGAAGAAGAUUCACCCGAAAUAAAGUCGAAAAACAAGGAUGCACUGACAAGAAUAAUGAAAGCAGUGCAAAGUAUUCACAAAAAUCGGGCAAGUGACAAACGACCUCCUAUGGGCUGCUACCUUAAAAAUACAAGAUCUUUUGAACAAGAUUGAUCUUGAAGAAUUAGUAAACGACGGAGGUGAAAUCUUGGAUGAAGAUGAAGAGGACGAAGAUGAUGAAGAUGUAAGUAAUUAAUUACAAUAUAUUGUCCGUGAGUUUUUGCGUGUGUCACACGUAGUGUGGACGAAUCAAUACUGAAUUACAUGAUUUCGGUGUAGCAAGCAGAUGUCAGUACCCAUUGAUGUACAAAAGUGAAAAAAAACCCAUUAUUCAUUUGAACAUUCCCACUUUUUUUAUUUUCUUCCUCUUAACUAGCUUUACUCGCAUGGCUUUCGGUUAUAGCUAAACAUUAUUCUCCUUUAAGGACAUCUUAUAAAAGUGCCUUGGUGUGUGAAUGAAAGAGAACAGAAAGAGUUAAUGAAACCGAUUUUACUUCCUAGAAUCCUAACUUCAGACGUGCUAAGAAACACCAUACGAUGAACAGGAGUAACAUGUACUCUUCAGAAAAAGA
Messenger RNA from Trichoplusia ni (cabbage looper), 1393 nucleotides. RefSeq lists its product as uncharacterized. The record is from RefSeq and is a predicted model, not a curated record. Lineage: Eukaryota; Metazoa; Arthropoda; Insecta; Lepidoptera; Noctuidae. The transcript is spliced from 13 exons. Bases 378 to 935 code for a protein of 185 amino acids.